Cydia strobilella is the source of this 973-nucleotide messenger RNA. RefSeq names its product organic cation transporter protein-like. The transcript has 3 exons. Gene Ontology annotation, biological process: transmembrane transport. Bases 89 to 973 code for a protein of 294 amino acids. Gene Ontology annotation, molecular function: transmembrane transporter activity. Gene Ontology annotation, cellular component: membrane. Lineage: Eukaryota; Metazoa; Arthropoda; Insecta; Lepidoptera; Tortricidae. The record is from RefSeq and is a predicted model, not a curated record.
UGUCACCAUAAGCACUUGUGGCGCUGUGGGACAAAUAAUUUUGGGUCUGAUAGCCUUGACAGAGCCUUAUUGGAGACAUCUGAUUCUUAUGAUCUACGUACCUCAACUAAUGUUUUACUUUUGGAUUGCGCCUAAAUCUAUCCGCUGGUUGAUUAGCAAAGGUCGCUAUGAUGAAUUCUUGGCCAGUUUAAAAAAAGCUGCUGAAAUGAACGGGAGUUCUAUAUCAGAAAAUACUUUGAAAGCAUUCUCGGAGACUAAAAAAGACAUUCUGGAAAAGAAAGAAAAACAUUUCUCAGAACCUUGGCUAGUGUGUUUGGUUUUCAAACAUAAGCCGAUAUUACUGCGUUUCUUAGUAACACCAAUGUGGUGGAUUACAUCUACUUUAAUGUACUUUGGCUUAACGAUUUCUGCUGUGGGGAUAUCCGGCAACAAGUAUCUGAAUUAUAUAGCGUCGGUUGCUAUCCAGAUUCCAGGUUACUGGCUGUCUGUGUUGCUAAUGGAUAGAAUUGGCAGAAAAGCUUUAGUAAUGACAGGAUUUUGGAUAAGUGGAGUUUGUCAGAUUGCGUUCAUAUUAACAUCCGGUAGACAUUACUGGCUGUCCUUAUCAGUUUACCUGAUCGGCAAGAUGUGCAUAUCAUGCGUCAUGACUUCUCUCUACGUGUACACCGCCGAGAUGUAUCCAACGCGGUAUCGGGUCAGCUUUCUCGCUUACUCCUCCCUGAUGGGAAAAAUUGAAAGCAUCGUGGCGCCGCUUAUGCCUGGCUUAGGUGCCAAAACGUGGGAACAUCUCCCAUUCCUGAUGUUCGGCGUGAUGGCACUGGUGUCCGGGCUGCUGGUGCUGCUGGCGCCGGAGACCCUGGGCGCCACUCUGCCUGAUACCGUGGAACAGGCAUCCCAACUCGGGAAGGAUUCGUCCGUCCUACGGUGUUUGAGGACGCUUGUGUUUAGGAGUAAAGUAUAUUCGAUAAGUUGA